This is a messenger RNA of Trichoderma harzianum CBS 226.95, 588 nucleotides long. RefSeq lists its product as hypothetical. The record is from RefSeq and is a predicted model, not a curated record. Gene Ontology annotation, biological process: tricarboxylic acid cycle; mitochondrial electron transport, succinate to ubiquinone; mitochondrial respiratory chain complex II assembly. Gene Ontology annotation, cellular component: mitochondrion. The transcript is spliced from 2 exons. Bases 1 to 588 code for a protein of 195 amino acids. Lineage: Eukaryota; Fungi; Ascomycota; Sordariomycetes; Hypocreales; Hypocreaceae.
AUGCGAUGCGCUUUUGGGACCACGGCGUUUCGAAGGAGCGAGAGCUCGACGCCGGGGGAGCUUGGGGUUGGAGAACUGCAGGGCGCAUCGUUUCGCAUUGAGCCUCUCCGGAGGGUUGGCGAGGAUGCUUCGACUAUGCGAGCGAGACUUUUAUACCAAUCUCGGAAGCGCGGAACCCUCGAGUCGGAUCUCUUACUGUCUACGUUUGCGUCACAGAACCUGCCCACCAUGACACCUGAAGAACUACGACAGUACGACCUCUUCCUCGACGAGAACGACUGGGACAUAUACUACUGGGCGACGCAGCGGGAGCCGAAUUCCACGACGAACCCAUCCGUGACGGCGAGUCCGGCGAGUGCAUCGGCGAGCGAAGGGUUUGAGGCGAGAAAGCAGGAUGAGUUGCCUAAGAAUCCGCCAAAGGGGGAGUGGGCGCAGACGGUGGGCAACUUUAAGCCUGCGUAUAGGCCGGUGCCGCAGAGGUGGAAGGAUAGUGAGAUUUUGGAGAAGUUGAGGGCGCAUGUGAGGAGGAAGAGUGUGAAUGGGGGGGAGGGGACGGGGAUGGCGUUUAUGCCGCCUUUGGAGUCGUGA